Molecule: messenger RNA, 2126 nt
Organism: Pungitius pungitius (ninespine stickleback)
Lineage: Eukaryota; Metazoa; Chordata; Actinopteri; Perciformes; Gasterosteidae
Product: zinc finger protein Pegasus-like
Exons: 4
Coding region: 148-1428 (426 amino acids)
Biological process (GO): regulation of transcription by RNA polymerase II
Molecular function (GO): DNA-binding transcription factor activity; RNA polymerase II cis-regulatory region sequence-specific DNA binding
Source: RefSeq, a predicted model, not a curated record
GAACGCAACAGUUGCGUUUAGAGGAGCCCAAAACAAAGAAGUAUUAACAAACGCGGAUGCGUUCACCUGGCAACAGUGCGAGGCAAAUAAUUGAUCCCUAGGGCCCAGUUUUCACACUUUGAUCUGCUUAGUGAUAAUGCUACUUAGAUGCUGAAAGGCUCAAAAGGGACUAUGGAAACGAUUAAGACUGAGCCUGUGGAUUUUGUGAAGGAAUUUCAAGAAUAUCUGACACAGCAAACCCAGCAUGUCAACAUGAUCUCGGGCUCUGUUGGUGGAGAAAAGGACCACGGGGAGCCGUUUCUAGCCGUUGCCCCCAGGAGUGAGCAGAAUGGUCUGGACCCUGCGUCUUUGGAGGUAAGCAUGCCAAUAGAGGAUGGUCCAGAUGUGCAGAUGGACGGCCUGGAGAGGACCUGCGAUGGAAAGUACAAGUGCAGCUACUGCAGCUACGCCAACAAGGGCAUGUCUCGUUUGAUAGAGCACAUCCGCAUCCACACAGGAGAAAAGCCUCAUCGUUGCCAGCUGUGCCCAUUUGCUUCAGCGUACGAGCGCCACUUGGAGGCCCACAUGCGCUCACACACAGGAGAGAAACCGUACAAAUGUGACAUCUGCUCCUUCCGCUGCAGUGACCGCAGCAACCUGUCGCACCACCGCCGCCGCCGCCACAAGCUCCUGCCCAACAGGGCCGUCCGCUCUUCUUUCUCCAACAAAAGAAUAUUGAGCUCCCUGCAGAAGAGGACCGGCUCGUUGGGCUUCAACAGGCGACUGCUUAUUAACUACAACCCUCCCUCCACUGGGAUGCCAAAGUCGGAUUGUCUAAAUGACUUGUCUUACAAGAUCCAGCAUCAUAUGCAUAGUGGUGAUCCUAAGAACUAUCCCAUGGUAAAUGAGAAUGACAGUUGCAAAAGAGAUGCUAAUGGUUUGACUUUUAAUAACCCACUGGACCAGCUGUCUACACUUGCUGGUCAGUUAGCCAACCUCCAUCCCGAGUCUCAGACCCCUGCAUCCCCAGACAGGGAGUCAUUCAAGGACGAGAAGCCCAUUCUCAUACAACAAGUCUCUAGUGAACGCGUAGUCAUGUGUUCAAAUGGAGUGCAGACUUUACCAGUUAAAAAUGAAUCUCCCACCUCAAGCCACAGGAGUUGCAGUCCAGCUCCCGGCCUCGGCUUUGAGAACCGAUUGAACACUGUUACUGCGAGUGUCAGCAACAGCGGGACGAGCACACCCACCCCGGCUCCGACCACAGCCGACCAACAACUCUUAAAUAAAUGCCAACACUGUGAUAUUCAAUUUCUGGAUAACAUCCUCUACACCAUUCACAUGGGCUGUCAUGGCUACGAACACCCAUUCCAGUGCAACAUAUGCGGUCACAUGUGCAUAGACAAAUACAAUUUUGCAUGCCAUUUUGCCCGUGGACAACAUAAAAAGUGAUUACGUAGAUGCAUAUUUCAGCAUAUUAGUUGCACAGCAUCUUAGCAUGUUGACCCUGAUUUUAUAUUUAAUCAUUUUGUUUUGUACAAUUACCCUUUUUAUUCAUAAUGUGACGUGGCAUAAUUGCCAUUUUAAAUGUUUUAUUAACUUCAGAGUGAUACAUACAAACGGUGGACAAAGUGACUCACUUAUAUUGAAUCCUUCCUUCUAGGCUAAUGUAGAUUUUUGUGUUAAGAGACAUGAUCCUGAGACAUUAUUGGGUCCAUGAGACAGUUGGUUAAAACGCUAACGGUAUUUUAACACCACACAUUAUGAACUUUACCAGAUCAGUAUUUAUCUUGGGACUGUUUAACUGUUACAUUUUUUUUCUCCAUCAUCUGUACACACCCUGUAAUUGAACACCAGUUCCAAGUUUUAGUCUCAGUCAAAUUGGCUGAACACAUUUCGCUGAGAGAGAUUUAAUUGAGAUGUUUAAAAGCAGGUGCAUUUUUUGGUAUACCUUUUUCUGUUGAAAGGUUUGUCUUCAGCCAAACUUAUUAUAAUCUUGCAGUUCUGAUAUGUAUUUAUGUCACUCCAUAAAAUAAUUUUACAUUUACAAACCAAGUAGUUUUGUAGUACCUGUAGAGGGAGGCAGUGUAAAGAGCCUUGCAACUCAAAAGAUGUAGUGUAAAAUAAUGUUAAUUAAAUAGGUAAGCUUG